This is a messenger RNA of Diospyros lotus (date-plum), 6243 nucleotides long. Its product is annotated as callose synthase 5. Lineage: Eukaryota; Viridiplantae; Streptophyta; Magnoliopsida; Ericales; Ebenaceae. The transcript has 39 exons. The record is from RefSeq and is a predicted model, not a curated record. Gene Ontology annotation, biological process: (1->3)-beta-D-glucan biosynthetic process. Bases 311 to 5827 code for a protein of 1838 amino acids. Gene Ontology annotation, cellular component: 1,3-beta-D-glucan synthase complex; plasma membrane. Gene Ontology annotation, molecular function: 1,3-beta-D-glucan synthase activity.
GCAGUCUGUAUGUAACUUGCACAUCAAUUUCUUCUGUGCGAAACCCUAGUACGUACAGAGAGAAAGGGAAGAAUUAGAGCGCGGAUUGAGGCCACCGCAGUUGCUUGCGGCUAUGAAUGAAGCUAAUCUGAAAUGGCGGGCGUUUUCUGUAAAAUUUACAGGCGCACGACAUCGUCGGAAACGGCGAAGGCCUCCCAACAGAAAAUUAUGCGCUACCGAUCGAGUUCUAUUUUCAUUUGUUGUUUAAUAAGGGUAUAUAUGGCUAACCGGUCGAUGUGGAAAUUAUACAAUUCAGGACAAUGCCUCUAGUAUGGCCUCCCGGGUUAAGAAGACUGAUGCGCGCGAAAUCGAAAGUUUUUACCAACAAUACUAUGAGCAUUACGUCAGAGCACUGGACAAGGGAGAACAAGCCGAUAGAGCCCAUCUUGGUAAAGCUUACCAGACUGCUGGAGUUCUUUUUGAGGUCCUCUGUGCCGUUAACAAGACCGAGAAAGUUGAAGAAGUUGCUCCCGAGAUUAUUGCAGCCGCCCAAGAUGUCCAGGCAAAGAAUGAAAUCUACACCCCUUAUAACAUUCUGCCGCUGGAUUCUGCUGGGGCUUCACAGUCCGUCAUGCAGCUGGAAGAGGUUAAGGCUGCUGUGUCUGGACUGCGUGACACCCGGGGAUUGAAUUGGCCUUCCUCGUUUGAGCAGCACAGGCAGAAAGCAGGGGAGUUGGACCUCCUUGAUUGGCUUAGGGCCAUGUUUGGAUUUCAGAGAGACAAUGUCAGAAACCAGAGAGAGCAUCUGAUUCUGCUUCUUGCCAAUGUUCAUAUAAGGCUCAUUCCCAAGCCAGAGCCUCUAAACAAGCUUGAUGAUGGAGCUGUUGAUGCAGUCAUGAACAAGCUCUUUAAGAACUACAAAACAUGGUGCAAGUUUCUGGGGAGAAAACACAGUUUACGGCUUCCUCAAGGGCAACAAGAAGUGCAACAGAGAAAGAUACUUUAUAUGGGUCUUUAUCUUCUCAUAUGGGGCGAAGCUGCUAAUGUACGCUUCAUGCCAGAAUGCCUUUGCUACAUCUUCCAUAAUAUGGCAUAUGAACUUCAUGGUUUGUUGGCCGGAAAUGUUAGCAUUGUCACUGGAGAAAACAUUAGACCUUCUUAUGGGGGAGAUGAUGAGUCUUUCCUAAGGAAAGUUAUAACACCCAUUUACCGAGUAAUCGUAAGGGAAGCUAAGAAGAGUAAACAUGGAAAAGCCCCUCAUGCUACUUGGUGCAAUUAUGAUGACCUGAAUGAGUAUUUCUGGUCCACCGAUUGCUUCACAUUGGGAUGGCCUAUGCGUGACGAUGGUGACUUUUUCAAAACAACUCGUGAAGUUAAACAGGGAAGUGAAGCAUCUUCUGGAGCUGGAAGCACUGGCAAAUCUUAUUUUGUUGAAACAAGAUCAUUCUGGCAUAUCUUCCGAAGCUUUGACCGUCUGUGGACAUUUUAUAUACUGGCUUUACAGGCUAUGGUUAUUGUUGCAUGGGCAGAAAUUUCUCCUUUAGAUGUUUUCCAGGGCAGGGUCUUAUAUCGCCUUGGCAGUAUUUUUAUCACAGCUGCUUUUUUGCGCUUCCUUCAAAGUAUGUUGGACCUUAUAUUGAACUUCCCAGGAUAUCACAGAUGGAAGUUCACUGAUGUGAUGAGGAACAUUCUCAAGAUAGUAGUUAGUCUUGCAUGGAGUAUCAUUCUCCUGCUAUCUUAUAGUUUCAACUUCCAAGUGUUGCCUGACAGCUUAAAAAAUUCAGUUCCGUUUCUCAAUAAUGUCAAAGGCGUUCCGAAGUUGUACAUUUUCACUGUUGCAAUUUAUCUGCUUCCAAAUUUUCUGUCAGCAGCAUUGUUUAUCUUUCCAAUGCUCAGACGUUGGAUUGAGAACUCAGACUGGCAUAUCAUAAGGUUUCUACUAUGGUGGUCGCAGCCCAGAAUAUAUGUUGGCAGGGGAAUGCAUGAAAGUCAGCUUGCCCUUAUAAAGUACACUCUUUUCUGGGUGCUACUUCUCUGUUCCAAGUUGGUAUUUAGCUAUACAAUCCAGAUAAAACCUAUGAUUAAGCCAACAAAAGAUAUAAUGCGUAUUCAUCGUAUUCAGUACACUUGGCAUGAAUUUUUCCCUAAUGCUGAAAACAACUAUGGAGCAGUUAUCUCAAUCUGGAUGCCUGUACUCUUGGUUUAUUUUAUGGAUACUCAAAUUUUCUAUGCUAUUUUCUCAACUCUCUGUGGUGGCGUCAUUGGGGCCUUUGAUCGUUUAGGAGAGAUACGAACACUAGGCAUGCUCAGAUCACGGUUCCAGUCAUUACCUGGUGCAUUUAAUACGUGUUUGGUGCCUUCUAAUAAGACUAAGAAAAGCAAAUUUUCUUUCUCAAAACGUUAUGAUGAGGUUACUGCAAGCAGGAGAAGUGAAGCUGCAAAAUUUGCUCAGCUAUGGAAUGAAGUAAUAGUAAGUUUCCGUGAAGAGGAUCUUAUAAGUGACAGGGAGAUGGAUCUAUUGCUUGUUCCCUAUUCUUCAGAUCCUAGCCUAAAACUAAUUCAGUGGCCACCCUUUCUGCUUGCUAGUAAGAUCCCAAUUGCAUUGGAUAUGGCAGCCCAAUUUCGAUCAAAAGAUUCUGACCUCUGGAAGCGAAUAAGUGCGGAUGAAUAUAUGAAAUGUGCUGUUAUUGAAUGCUAUGAAUCUUUCAAACUUGUCCUGAACACUUUGAUUGUUGGAGAAACUGAGAAUAGGAUAAUUGGCAUUAUUAUCAGAGAAGUUGAAAAUAACAUUGAAAAGAAUUCAUUUCUCACAAAUUUUAGAAUGGCUCCUUUACCUACUCUAUGCAAUAAAUUUGUGCAGCUUCUGGAAAUUCUGAAAGAUGCGAAUUCAUCAAAGCAAGAUACUGUGGUGUUGUUGCUGCAAGACAUGUUAGAAGUAGUCACACGUGAUAUGAUGGUGAAUGAGAUUCGUGAAUUAGUCGAACUUGGUCACAGCAACAAGGGGCAACUUUUUGCUAAUACUGAUUCAAAACCUGCUAUUGCAUUUCCUCCUGCAUUUACAGCAAAAUGGGAAGAACAGAUAAAACGGCUCUAUUUGCUGUUAACAGUAAAAGAAUCUGCCAUUGAUGUGCCUACAAACCUUGAAGCACGUCGAAGGAUAUCGUUCUUCACAAAUUCUUUGUUCAUGGAUAUGCCACGUGCUCCCCGAGUUCGCAAAAUGCUGUCAUUCAGUGUCAUGACCCCAUACUAUAGUGAGGAAACUGUUUAUUCAAAAAGUGACCUCGAGAUGGAGAAUGAAGAUGGCAUUUCAAUCAUAUUCUACCUGCAAAAAAUCUUUCCAGAUGAAUGGACUAACUUCCUGGAGCGGAUUGAUUGUAAAAAUGAGAGCGAGGUGUGGGAAAAUGAAGAGAACAUCUUGCAACUGCGCCAUUGGGUCUCCUUAAGAGGACAGACUCUCUGCAGAACAGUCAGAGGGAUGAUGUACUAUAGGAGGGCUUUGAAGCUUCAGGCUUUUCUUGACAUGGCUUCUGAACCUGAAAUACUUAAAGGAUACAAAGCUGUCACAGUUCCAUCAGAGGAAGAUAAGAAGAGUCAGAGAUCCUUAUAUGCUCAAUUGGAGGCUGUAGCAGACAUGAAAUUCACUUAUGUUGCUACCUGUCAGAACUAUGGAAAUCAGAAGCGGAAUGGAGAUCGCCGUGCAACAGAUAUUUUGAAUUUGAUGGUCAACAAUCCAUCUCUCCGUGUAGCAUAUAUUGAUGAAGUUGAGGAGAGGGAAGGUGGUAAGGUUCAGAAGGUAUACUACUCAGUAUUGGUCAAAGCUCUUGAUAAUCUUGAUCAGGAAAUCUACCGUAUAAAGUUGCCAGGUUCAGCAAUAUUAGGAGAAGGAAAGCCUGAAAAUCAGAACCAUGCUAUUAUUUUCACUCGUGGGGAGGCACUUCAGACAAUUGAUAUGAAUCAGGACAAUUAUUUGGAAGAAGCUUUCAAAAUGCGUAACCUACUGGAAGAGUUUAAUGAGGAUCACGGGGUACGCCCACCUACAAUCCUGGGUGUUCGUGAACAUAUCUUUACAGGAAGUGUGUCUUCUUUGGCCUGGUUUAUGUCAAAUCAAGAAACAAGUUUUGUGACCAUCGGUCAAAGAGUUCUUGCAAGGCCUUUGAAGGUUCGGUUCCACUAUGGGCAUCCGGACGUUUUUGACAGAAUUUUCCACAUUACUCGUGGUGGCAUAAGCAAAGCCUCCCGGGGCAUCAACUUAAGCGAGGAUAUCUUUGCCGGUAGCUUUAUGAAUCUUUACCACUUAGGUGCAUGUUUAAUUUAUUUUAUAUCUCAAUAUCCAUUUUUUUUUUAUAUAGGUUUCAGUUCGACACUCAGACGUGGGAAUGUCACUCACCAUGAGUAUAUCCAAGUGGGAAAAGGAAGAGAUGUUGGUCUUAACCAAAUCUCUCUCUUUGAAGCAAAAGUGGCCUGUGGUAACGGAGAGCAAACACUCAGCCGGGAUAUCUACAGAUUAGGCCAUCGUUUUGAUUUCUUCCGUAUGAUGUCCUGUUAUUUUACCACUACUGGGUUUUAUGUCAGUGCAAUGAUUGUCGUCUUAACAGUUUACGCAUUCUUAUACGGCAGACUCUACCUUGCAUUGAGUGGAGUUGAGAAGGCAAUCAUGAAAUUUGCAAGGUCCAAGGGAGAUGAUCCUCUGACAGCAGUUAUGACUUCUCAAGCCCUUGUCCAAAUAGGUCUUUUGACGGCCUUGCCCAUGGUUAUGGAAAUGGGACUGGAAAGAGGGUUCAGAACUGCAUUUGGUGACAUAAUAAUUAUGAAUCUUCAGCUAGCUGCUGUCUUCUUCACCUUCUCUCUUGGCACAAAGGUCCAUUAUUUUGGGCGCACGGUGUUGCAUGGUGGGGCCAAGUACAGAGCUACUGGGCGUGGUUUUGUUGUUCGACAUGAGAAGUUUGCAGAGAACUACAGGAUGUACUCUAGAAGCCAUUUUGUAAAAGCACUAGAGCUUAUGGUAUUACUUAUAGCAUAUCGAGUUUAUGGUGCAUCUGGUGGUUCUACUACUUACGUGAUCCUUAGCUUCUCAAUGUGGUUCCUAGUGGCUUCUUGGUUGUUUUCUCCUUUCCUUUUCAAUCCUUCAGGAUUUGAGUGGCAAAAGAUAGUGGAAGAUUGGGAGGACUGGACAAAGUGGAUAAGCAGCCGUGGCGGGAUUGGUGUCCCUGCAAACAAGAGCUGGGAGUCCUGGUGGGAGGAGGAACAAGAACACCUGCAGUACUCUGGGUUUGUUGGACGGAUUCUGGAAAUUCUUCUUUCCUUCCGCUUUUUCUUCUACCAAUAUGGAAUUGUGUAUCAUCUCCACGUGGCCAAUGGCGACACAAGCUUCAUGCUGUACGGUCUAUCUUGGCUGGUUAUUGUUGCUGUAAUGGUAGUCUUGAAGAUUGUGUCCAUGGGUAGGAAGAAGUUCAGCGCAGAUUUUCAGCUGAUGUUCAGACUACUCAAGUUGUUCCUGUUUAUAGGAUGCACGAUUACUCUUGUGAUUUUGUUUGCAUUCCUCAAUCUAACUCUCGGAGACAUAUUUGCCGGCCUACUGGCCUUCGUGCCGACGGGAUGGGCUUUUCUACAGAUAGCACAAGCCUGCAAGCCAAUGGUCAAGGCCUUGGGAAUGUGGGGAUCAGUGAAAGCUCUGGGAAGAGGGUACGAGUACCUUAUGGGGGUCGUCAUCUUCACGCCGGUGGCUAUCCUUGCCUGGUUCCCAUUCGUCUCGGAAUUCCAAACCCGCCUGCUAUUCAACCAAGCUUUCAGCAGAGGCCUUCAGAUUCAACGUAUUCUGGCUGGCGGGAAGAAGCAGAAGCAGAAGUAGACAAGUAAAGAUAUGCUUCCUUCCUUCCUUCCUCCCUCCCUUCCUUCUCAUUAUGUUGACUGUGCGGGCUGGCUGGCUGGCUGCAGUUAUAAUAAAGAGAACGAACGUACCCGUUGGUUAGAAAUGAGGGAUACAAAUUAUAAGUUCUUAGGAAGGAGAUCCAGCUGGAAUCAAAGCUGAAAUAUAUUCUCUCUCUCUCUCUCUCUCUCUCUCGAUCAUUGAUGUCCUUUUUAACUUUGGAAUCAAAAUCAUGAGUUUUUUUUUUUUUUUUUUUAAUAUCUUUCUCCUUAAUUUAUUGUCCGCUACGUUACCCCCUCAUUUACUCGCUAGAUUAGAUGCUUUGCUCCACAUGUGUUUACUGUACUUGACUGCCUAAACAAUAUAACCCAAACAAAAAAUAUAUAUAAUAUGUUAGU